Nicotiana attenuata is the source of this 1862-nucleotide messenger RNA. Its product is annotated as phosphatidylinositol/phosphatidylcholine transfer protein SFH2-like. The record is from RefSeq and is a predicted model, not a curated record. The transcript has 11 exons. NCBI's taxonomy places the organism in Eukaryota, Viridiplantae, Streptophyta, Magnoliopsida, Solanales, Solanaceae. Bases 440 to 1462 code for a protein of 340 amino acids.
CUUUGGUUGAGUAGAGAGACUGCUAGAAUACAUUCACAUUAAUUAUUCAGCAUUCUCCUUUUUUAAUCUCAAGGCUUCAUUCAAAGUCUCCUCCUUGCGUCAGUUUUGUAACAAAAGCCAUCUUUAUUGUCCCUUUAUUUUCCAUGAUGAGAAAAGAGAUAAAAAAAGGAUGAGAGCAUUGAUGGAAAGUUGAAAGAUAGAAAAGUAAAAGCAUACCUUUCUUGAAUCUUGACCCUUCAUUCAUAAAACAUCAAAACUCUCUCCUCCACCCCCUCCCCCCUCUCACAGUCACACACACACACACAAAAAGGUGAAAUCUUUACUUAUAUUUCUCCAUCUCUCUCUCUCUAUCUCUCUCUGUUGCUGUUGUUCAUUAUUAAAUAGGAGUGAGUCAUAGAGAUUGAAUGAGAGCAGUGAUAAUUCACUGAACUCUAGCAACAUGUGUGUGAUUUCAGAAGAAACGAUCACCCAGUUUGAAACAGCUUUAAUGGAGCAAGUAGUUGAUGAAGCACUCAAAACUACUUUUCAGAAUAUUCAUCAAGGCUGUCCAAGGGACACAUAUGUGCGCUUCCUAAUGGCAAGAGAGGGCAAUGUUGAAAAGGCCCAUAAAAUGUUGGUUGAUUCUUUGACGUGGAGGGUCCAAAGUGAGAUAGAUGAUAUGUUAGCGAAGCCUAUCGUUCCUACUGAGCUUUACAGAGCAAUUCGUGACUCUCAGCUAAUAGGGAUGUCAGGUUACACGAGAGAGGGCCUUCCGGUAUUCGCUUUUGGUGCAGGUCUCAGCACAUAUGACAAAGCAUCUGUCCAUUAUUACGUCCAAUCGCACAUUCAGAUUAAUGAAUAUCGAGAUCGCGUGGUUCUGCCUGCUGCAAGUAAGAAGUAUGGGAAACACAUAGGCAAAUGUCUGAAGGUUUUAGACAUGACCGGCUUAAAACUUUCAGCUCUAAACCAAAUAAAGCUGUUGACUAUAAUUUCCUCCAUUGAUGACCUAAAUUACCCGGAGAAGGUAGUUACAUACUACAUUGUGAAUGCUCCAUAUAUCUUUUCAGCUUGUUGGAAGGUCGUCAAGCCUCUGCUGCAGGAGAGGACAAGAAAAAAGGUUCAGGUUUUAUCAGGUUGUGGACAGGAUGAUUUAUUGAAGAUCAUGGACUAUUCCUCGCUCCCCCAUUUUUGCCGGAGAGAAGGUUCUGGAUCUUCCAAAUACUCAGGCAGCUCGAAUCAGAAUUGUUAUUCCUUGGAUCAUCCAUUUCACCAGCAACUUUACAAUUACAUAAAGCAGCAGGCUUUGCUUCGUAAACCUGUUAGGCCUAUUAAACAGGGCUCUGUCCAUGUGAAUUUUCCUGAUGAGGUCACCGAGGGGACUGAGUUUGUUCAGACAUUAGCAUCAGAAUUUCAAAAAUUUGAAAAUCAGAAUGGGCUCGUUCAGUCGUUAGAUGACCUUAAUAUUGAUGAUCAUCGAGUAUAGAAAGUUCUGGUCCGAUAACAUCCUAAAAUAAGAGUUUGGGCCAUUAUGCAUUUUACCGGCUAACAGUUCUGGAUCCUCAUGCAAGUAUACUUAUUAAUAGCUCAUGCAGUCAACAGAGGGCUUUCUUCUAAUUAGUAGCCUCAAAUUUUUAUGUAUUCUAAUUGCACAAGGUGCGUCUUCAACAUAAAACCACUAAGUAUAGGGAUACGUGGUUGACAUUUAUAAUCGUUAUAUUAGAUGUAUAUAGAGGUAUAUGUUGGUCGAGCUCUUGUAGGAGAUACUAUUCGUUAUCGCAUGUAUUAAUAAAUGUUUAUCCAUCUCUGAUGUUGGUCCUUCUAUAUACUAUGUAUUGGUAUUAUAGCAAUAAUGUUCAAUUAAUCCUCAAAGCUGGUUGAUGAUC